AUGGCCCCGGUAAUCGUUCCAUUGAGUCAGCAUCAUCAUCAUCCUCCCGAGUCAUCCAACGACCCAUUCCACAGUCCAGGAGAGCUUCAAAUGCCGGGCAAGUCGAUAUUCCUGUUGCUGCCACAUCUACUUCCCGAAUCUCUCAGCAGUCCUCACUCCAACCCGAGAGAAAUACCGGCCCAUCAGGACUCGAGUCUGGCCAUUGCUGUUGCCAGGCAUGCGGAAUCCCGGAUCAACCACCGCCCCAACAACAUCAACAUCCUCUGCUGCAUAUCAACCCUCACCUCACCCUGUAAGACACGCUGGGCCAACUCGUACGCCAGUUGCAUCAACAUCUCGAGUACCUCAGCAGUCCAUGCAUCAGCCGACGAGAAAUGCUCUAUCAGCUCAUACCUCCACUUCUUCGGUGUCAAGGAUGGCUCAACAGCCGACGAUACAGCCUCCAAGGACUUCAGUAUCAACUCAUACCCCCUCUGCCUCUCUGUCUCGCACUCCUCAGCAGUCUACAUUACGCUCCGCAAGAGCCACCGCAGUGCCGUUAAACACCCCCAGUUCCUCAGCAUCUGCGCCUAUUCUCGAAAAAAGAGAUGGCAAGAUGGCAAGCUAAAAUUCCACACCUUCAACCAAAAAUACAUGGUAUAUGACGACGGUGGAGGCUUCGUCGGUGACGGGCACUGGCAGGGGGAUGCGAGUGAGGUUACAGAGGGCCUCGAGAUGAACCUUGACCGGGGCAUGGCCAUUGUACAAGUAUUGGAGUGCACGGGAUCCAAGGAACAGGACCUCGGGGAGGUUCUGGGCAAGCGGGUGAGGGAGGUGGAGGAGAGGCGUGCAAGUGCUGCAGCCAAGGUCUCGUCAUCAACGGCUCCGGCUCCGGCUCCUUCGAAUCCAGCCAAAAGGAGCAGAGUGAUCGCAGUGGCGGUCGAACCACCGCGGGCUGCGACUCUAACCAAUAUGGUCCCUCUGCCUCCUAGAAACGGAGGGGCAUGGAGCACGCAUGCCAUGGACCUCUUGGGUAUGACCCGGCCAAGGCGGGAGUGA
Messenger RNA from Trichoderma citrinoviride, 1038 nucleotides. RefSeq lists its product as hypothetical. The transcript has 3 exons. The record is from RefSeq and is a predicted model, not a curated record. Lineage: Eukaryota; Fungi; Ascomycota; Sordariomycetes; Hypocreales; Hypocreaceae. Bases 1 to 1038 code for a protein of 345 amino acids.